This is a messenger RNA of Vitis riparia (riverbank grape), 1381 nucleotides long. RefSeq names its product calcineurin B-like protein 3. The transcript is spliced from 9 exons. NCBI's taxonomy places the organism in Eukaryota, Viridiplantae, Streptophyta, Magnoliopsida, Vitales, Vitaceae. Gene Ontology annotation, biological process: calcium-mediated signaling. The record is from RefSeq and is a predicted model, not a curated record. Gene Ontology annotation, molecular function: calcium ion binding; kinase binding. The coding region runs from base 136 to 816 and encodes 226 amino acids.
UGUAUAUAUUGGUGUGUCCCAACUUUCGCUGUCCGCGGAGUGAAUAGACAGUGAGACAUGGUGGGCGGGCAUCUUCACUCUUCCUCUUCAGGCUUUCUCUGCAGGUAUGGAGCAUUUUGAUGUGCCGAAAAUAUCAUGUUGCAGUGCUUAGAGGGAUUUAAGCAUUUAAUUGCUUCCCUACUGCGGUGUUGUGAUCUUGAUUUGUAUAAUCAAGCAAGAGGUCUUCAAGAUCCUGAAGUUCUUGCAAGGGAAACAGUGUUUAGUGUAUGUGAAAUCGAGGCACUAUACGAGCUGUUUAAGAAGAUCAGCAGCGCUGUGAUUGAUGACGGUCUGAUCAACAAGGAAGAGUUUCAAUUGGCUUUGUUCAAAACAAACAAAAAGGAAAGCUUAUUUGCUGAUCGGGUAUUUGACUUGUUUGACACAAAGCAUAACGGAAUACUUGGCUUUGAGGAGUUUGCUCGUGCUCUAUCUGUUUUUCACCCCAACGCACCUAUCGACGACAAGAUUGAGUUUUCUUUUCAGUUAUACGAUCUCAAGCAGCAGGGUUUCAUUGAGAGGCAGGAGGUGAAGCAAAUGGUAGUGGCCACACUUGCUGAAUCUGGUAUGAAUCUUUCGGAUGAUGUUAUAGAAAGUAUCAUUGACAAGACCUUUGAGGAAGCUGACACAAAACAUGAUGGAAAGAUUGACAAAGAAGAGUGGAGAAGCCUUGUUCUACGACACCCAUCCCUUUUGAAGAAUAUGACUCUUCAAUACCUCAAGGACAUCACCACCACAUUCCCAAGCUUUGUCUUUCAUUCUCAAGUUGACGACACCUGAAGUCCCAUACAUGAAAGUUGACUGGUUUUUGUUAAUAAUUGCAUCCCUAUUUCUAAAUGAUAUAGGCCCCUUGUGUGUCGUAAAGGGCCUAACAGGAAGUCUUCACUUUGUAAUGUUUGUUACUAUGGGUGGUGGGUGUGAUCAUUUAUGCCAAAGAACUAGACUCUUUCCCUUUUUAGUAGAUAAGGUUUCAUAGGUGUGAACUUGCAACUCACAUUGUUUGAAUUUUUUUGUGUUCAACUUAUCUACUGGAUGGGUAAACAUACUUGCUCUCUAUUUCUCUGGAUUGAAAGGAUUCAAUAUCCAAGGAAACCAAAGUCCUUCCUUGCUCUGGGAAUCCAUUUUUCCUGACAGUGUUGGUCUGUAGAAUUCCGGUGAGCCAUUGUUGAUAAACGAGGUGCAGAAUUCUGGUGAACCCCUGUUGAUAAACGAGGUGAAGCACCAUCCUAAAAGCUUGUAGGGUGGUUUGAUAAACAGGUUAUUUUCCUGCAGCAAUGUCGCCUGAUGGGUUAAGCUUAUUUUUCACAGGUUAGGAGAGCGCAGAUCUUACAGAUCUCAUGGUUAA